Messenger RNA from Ostreobium quekettii, 984 nucleotides. The record is from the annotation of a GenBank genome assembly. NCBI's taxonomy places the organism in Eukaryota, Viridiplantae, Chlorophyta, Ulvophyceae, Bryopsidales, Ostreobiaceae.
AUGUCCUGCCUCCCGUUUAUUGUCGACACCGCCAAGCAAACGUGCGCCGAGUUUGAAGGCAGGGAUUGGUUUCCAUUGACUGAAGAGGUAAGAUCGGCGCUGGGCCGAAGGAUGGAGCGGGCCUCGUCACCCAGCGAAAUUAUGGCGAUCCUCCACGCGAUCGCCGAUAGUGUUUUCACCUUGGGGAUCGAUCUCCCGUUCACGAAGUAUCGCAAAGGCGUGAAGGGUCACGAGGAGAUGACCGCCAUCCUUGAAGAGUCCAUCCGCGCCAUGGAGAGGCAUGCGCCCACAGACGGACAGCCCACAAAGGCCCUGCGCCGAAUCUUGGAUGCUGAAGACGACGACGGCAAUGGAAUCGACAUGGCCGUCAUUGUCAACACGGUCAUCGUCUUGCUUUCGGCAGGAUACGACACCGUCAGCUCAACAAUGGACACCAUUUUUCAUGGAUUGGCGCUCAACCCCCAGGUUUGGGAUAAUCUGCGCGAGGAGCAACGUCGAGUGACGGAAAGAUUCGGCAGUGACAUCACGCUCAAGUCGCUGGAUGCCAUGGUUUACGCAAUGGCGGUCGUGAAGGAGGGACUCAGGGCGCAGCCCAUGGUGCCGUUCGUUUUCAAACGCGUGGAGGAGAGCGUCGAGCUCGGCGGUUACCAGAUUCCGGUCGGCACGCAGAUCAUUCCUGGUGCGGGUUUCACCACGCGGCACCUAGAUGGCAGGUGGAGCGACGGCGACGCAUUCCGGCCCGAACGCUAUUUGGAGCCGGAGGCAGACAACAUGGGCUCGUUCGCGCCCUUCGGCAUGGGGGCGCACACGUGCCUGGGCAAGGAGCUGGGGCUCAUUCAGAUGCGCGUUCUACUGGCGGUGCUGGCGCGGGACUACGAGGUCAGGCUGAGGGACCCGCACUCCCGCGUGGAGAAGUUCCCCUUUCCGCACGCGGAAGACGGCUGCAUGGCCACUGUGAGAAGGCUCCGCGGUGGCAGGGCGUGA